This is a messenger RNA of Acanthoscelides obtectus, 402 nucleotides long. The record is from the annotation of a GenBank genome assembly. NCBI's taxonomy places the organism in Eukaryota, Metazoa, Arthropoda, Insecta, Coleoptera, Chrysomelidae.
AUGUUCAGGAUUGCUCUGUUUUAUAUCGAAGUUCAACAAAAGUUCGAAUACUUCAUUCCCGACAGUAAGAAUUCUGCUCAGGAAAUCGUGAAGUACGUCUAUGACUUCGUUAGCUGUAGGGCUAAAGCUGUUUACUAUGUAGAUAAGCGUAUGAGCGAUGCACCUGAAAAUGUUCUAAUGUGGAAUGACUUACCUGCUAAUAUGCACCGAGAGCAGGCCAGUAGAUGCAGGAAGGUAAUCCGCAAUGCGCAUCUUGGAUUUCCUUGCUUCUUCCAGCUCUACUAUGGCCUCAAUCUUAUUAUAAAACUCAUAAACAUGGUGAGCAGCAAAGUGCGCUUUGUCUUUCAAGAUAUAUUUUACCUCGGCAAGCUCAAGUGCCUUGUGGAAUUUGAUUUCCACUAG